Homalodisca vitripennis (glassy-winged sharpshooter) is the source of this 12318-nucleotide messenger RNA. RefSeq names its product atlastin-2-like. The record is from RefSeq and is a predicted model, not a curated record. The transcript has 13 exons. The coding region runs from base 120 to 3650 and encodes 1176 amino acids. Gene Ontology annotation, molecular function: GTP binding; GTPase activity. NCBI's taxonomy places the organism in Eukaryota, Metazoa, Arthropoda, Insecta, Hemiptera, Cicadellidae.
GUGAAUUACUAGCCUGUCAGAUAGAAAGAUGAUUUCCUGCUUAAAUGCCUAGCGAUAAAUUCAAAUAAGAAUACGAAGAAUAGAAAAAGCCUUAGAGGAGCUUUACAAGAGGUUACAAGAUGGAAAAUCAACAGAAUAGAAGAGCCAUCCAAGUGAUAACAAGCCAGGAUGAGUCGGUCUCAGGAGAAGUCAAGAGAGUGAUAAAGACAGUUGAACGAAAGGGAAGAGGCCCUACACUAGCAGAUUUACUCUGUAGCAAUAGCUUUAAAGAUCUACAAAUCCUUGUCUUCUCUAUUGUUGGCAAAACAAGAGGUGGAAAGUCGUUGCUGCUCAAUCUCUGCAUAAAAUACUUGGAAUCACAGCCCGGAACACCGGACUGGUUGACGGGGACAGUCCCCCCUCGUACUGGAUUCACUUGGAAGGGAGGUGUCGGAAGUGUUACCAAAGGUAUCUGGAUAUGGCCCAAGAUAUACAAGAGGAAGGCAGCUAAUGGAACUGAGGUGGGGAUACUCUUGGUGGAUAAUGAAGGUAUGUUCGACGGGGAAGCAACUGACGGUGAGAUAAUUGCAUUAUGUGGCAUAUCCACCGCAAUGAGCUAUAUACAAAUGUUCAAUGUCAGCAAUAAGAUUACAACUGAUUAUCUGGAAACUAUUGUGCGCAACUUGGUGGAGGGUAUUGAAGAUAUGGAGAAUGCGCAGAGUGAGUGUGUUAGGAGGGACUACAAGCUGAUGUUUGUAGUUAGAGACUGGAUUUACGAGGACUAUCAUGCUUUUGGACUAAAUGAAGGCAAGAAUUACAUUGAAGCAGAAAGUCAAAGAGGAUCAACGGAACAUAAAGCUUUGUGGCAGGAAAUCCAUCGUAGAUUUAAUGAUGUCCAGUGUGUGUUAUUGCCUUAUCCUGGGCCUGCAGUUAGCAGCACACAGUUCACAAACAAUGGGCAGUUGAGUGAUCUUGAUGAACGAUUUCUGCAGGAGAUGAAAUGUUUCAUAAGAAAUCUAUUUGAUUCUGAAAAUCUACACCCUCCUGAAACCAAACUGACAGGUCAAGGACUUUACGAUUUGCUGAUGGGUGUUAAUGGAAAAGUAGCAGAUGACAGUCUGUCUUUCUUAAAUUUGUUCACGAAACAUGCUAAUUUUGACAAAAUGGAAAAGCUUUUAGCAGAAUUUAAAAGCAGGUUACAAACGAAACCAGAUCUUCCAGAAGUAAAGUCCAUUAUGAAAGAAAUUGAGAGAAAGGGUGAACAAGAAUUCAAGGGUGACUCGAUACCAGAAUUCAUAGAGCGACUCAAAAAGGAUUUAGAACAAUUGAUGAACUCGGCAGUCAUCGAGAAGAUAUGUAACAGUUAUAAGGAAGAAUUUUUAACUCCAAAUUCAACCAGACGAUAUCAUGAUCAUAUUUGGCCAAGUAUUGUCAACCUUUUGAAUCAGUAUAUUUGUGGAGAUGGCAGCACUCGAAUCAAAGCUAAGGAAAAUGCUGUUCAGAAAGUAGCAGACAUAUACUAUAAAAAAUUGGCUGCCGAAAUAAAUGAUACAUUCAAAAGAAAAAUUUUGGAUUUAAAGGAACUGGAAGAUUUGGCUGGUUUGGAUUACAAAUUCGUAAAAAAUUUUCAGCAAUGUGAGGAUUUUAGUGAUAUAGUAGAUGAAAGAAGUGGAAUUUAUCCAAUAUGGCUGAGGUAUCAGCACAAUUUGAAGUGCACAGUGGCAAAAGCCUUUUUAGAGAGAAUUGAAACAUUGACUGGUGCGAAGAAUUUGAAAAAUGCUAAGAGAAAACAAUAUGAGCACUAUGAAGCAUUUACUUUGCUGAAAAAGAAUGGUGACACUUGGGAUAGUGUAGCCAAAAGUAACCCAACAUUGUUAUGUAAAAAAAUUGGAUUUGCCUUAUUUGGUCUUCCCCCACCUCAGCUUGCUGACAGUAAUGAGAACAAUAUGAGUCUUGUAUCAACUUCUGGCAGUUAUGAAUUGAAAAUUGUUUCCUUACAGAACCUAAAAAAUCAAAAAGAUAGGAAUCACCUAUGUAAAGUUCAAUCAGGAUAUUCUAAUGAUCAAGAUAAACAAAUUGCAUCAAUUGGUAAUGUCAUUAUUUCUCGUAGCACAGGUUAUGAAAUAAAAUUUUCCUGUGUAUUUGUGACAUUUCAAGAAGACUCUACUAUAAUAGAAGGCAUUCCAAAAGUGACGAGUGUUCCUCUGUUUAGAAUUCAGAGUGGUGGAUCCAAUAUUGUGUACAUAGAUACAAAUUGUCGUGUAUAUGAAAGCUGGGCUGACUUCUUAACGACAAAUACCCUACCUGAUAUUGUCAUUUGUUAUCCUUUACAUGGAAGUUAUGACAUAAAAACCGGUUUCAGUGUUGGUUUUUCCAAGACACCUGCUUCUAGUGCUAAAUCCAAAGCACUAAAAGCCGCAGAUAAAGUAGAGAAGGUAAUUUCUGUUGGUGCUGGAGUUGCUGGGGUUGCCGCUUUGGUAGUUUCUGCUCCCGUACUCGCUCCCUGUGCAGUCGUAGGCGGUGCAGCUGCAGGCAUCUAUGGCUUUGGCCGUUGUGUUGUCAAAAUACUAGACAAGAAGAAGCAUAAUGAGCCUUAUGCUAAAGAGGUAGUGAAAGGUGCAUUUAAUGUUAUUGCUGUAGCUGCAGCCGGAGCUUUGAGAGUUGCAGAAGGGGCUGUUGUGGUGAGCACUAAAAUUGCACAGGGAAUAUGUGGUCUUAAUGGCUUUGUAGGUUUGCUUUAUUCGGGUAAUACGACUAAAUUAAUUGAAUUAUUGAAUGAACUUUGUGAUCAAUCUUCAAUGAUAUCUUUCUACUUUAAUGUUGCAUCAUCCUCAGAAGCUAUUGAUCUAAUUAAGAAAACUCUAGAAAUUAAUGAGAGAGCUGAUGAUGUUGAAGUUUUGGAGACUCUUGUGAAAAUCAAAAGCAUUGAAUACAGUGACGAUAAAGAAGAUGUCACAAAAUUAGAAAAAUAUGUUUCUGAAAAUAUAACAGACCUAGUAAUCAGCUUGCUGAAAACUAUAAAUCCAAUUGUUAAAGAUGUGGCUAUUCUCCUUACAGGAAUAAACAAAGACUUUCAGUCCUUGAAAGACAAGAGGCCUACAGAUGUAUUCGAUCAAAUCGAUAGUAAAAUGUCCAAGCUCCUGGCAAAUUUACUAAUCGAAAAUAAAGAUAUAGGAAGGAUAUUUCUUGACUUAGCAUGCAGAAGCAGGAGUAAUAAGUCACUGAACUCCAGAGUGAGUGAACAGUUUUUAUCAGAAAUAACCAAUGCAAGAAAUGAACAUCUGUUAUUAAGAUUGAGGGAUUUGAUUUGGUCUGUGUUGAGCAAAGUAAGAGAGGUGAACCAGUACUGUAACAACAUUGUGCACCAGCCGAACAGUCUGAUCAGUUUCGAUGUCAAGUUUCAUCCUGUGGAAGAGGUUAACAGAAAGAUCAGAGAUAUAGUAGAACAAAAUCAGUCGACCAACGAACUUCAUUCUAAAAUCGUCUUGAGAUUUGAUGACUUUUUACAGCAGAUACUUGAGUUUCUUCUGAAACAUGCUCAACCCUGCUGGACUCUGACCCAGUUUACAGAGUGUCUGUCAUUGAUUACUCAUGACAUCAAACAAAUGUUUGACGAAGAAAUAAAACAACUUAAAACUAUUGUACAAAAUAAAAAAAAAACCCACCUGUAAUGACUUGAAUAAAAUUUUUGAAGAGAGUGGUAUAAAACGAAACUACGGGAGGGAAUUGUUACAAAAAGUGCUGGAUUGCUAUGAAGUCGAUCAGUGGAAUAUCGCAGUAAUGUCACAAUCGUUGACACGUGUGCCUGCAUGGACCGGUAUGACUGACAACCUCUACUGUUACUGCAGCAACGGACGAAUUCAACCUGAAGAUAUUUUACAGGUAUACAGAACUAACAUACAUCUUUACAAUAAGGAGGAAUCGUCCAGUGGGAAUUUGGUUUGUUUGAGACCACUUGAUGAUGAUCUCCCCUUACCGACGUAUUUCAUAUAUUCAGCAUCAAAUCAUGAAGACAUGAAACAUGGUUUAGUGUGGGUCAGCCCGAAUACAAGCAAUUAACAUUUGUUAAUCUACUAUCUACUCACUAAAGGUCCUCCACACACCCACUUUAUGGCAGGUGGAGAAGAAGUAGAGUGCAUUCACCGCAGUCACCUUUUUCACCGCAGUUCACCUUCUUUAGUUCAAGUGGUGUUUAUUUUAGUGCUUAAACAAUGUUAAUUUUAAAGCAGUUAUACUAAAUUAUCAGUGAUGAAUUUUACUAUAUUUACUGAGUGAAGUGUACUUUACCUGGAGCACAGUUAAAUAUAACUUAUUUUACUGCAGACUACAUAAUAUUUUGAUUAUUUAAACACUCAUUAUUUUCUCUACUAUAGCACAUGUUUUUCAACCACUCAUAAAUAGCCUUUAUUAAGUGUAAAUAGCACAUAACAAAUCACUUUCAUGAUAUAACAGUUAUUUUAUAUAUGUGGGAUUUAAGACUUUGACAGUUUGGAAUUUAUAGAACAAAAGAAAAAUUAAUUAAAAUUGUAAAUAACUGGUGCAUUUGUCUGACUGGAGCAGUUAUUUCCUGUUCAGUACUGCCAACCCCCCACCAUUUACCUGCACUACUCAGCUGUACUCUGCCAGCUGCUUGUCCACUUAUCAGUUGCCUAAUUGAUAGCAGCAGUUUGUUUGCAUUAUCAGCUGUCAAGUCCAUCUGCUGUACAACUUGUCUGCUUACAGUGUAAACAGUUGAUGGUUAAACUCCCACAACUGACAUAAUAUCUUUUUGCAUGAAUUAAUAAUUUGUGAACAAUUAUACAAUGACUUAUUAAUUGAAUUUUAUAUUUUUUGACAAUCCAAUAUAAAUUCUAAUUUUACACAUACACAAAGUAUUUAUCUCUCAUUUAUUCUAGUGUAAUCUUAAUGUGAUUUAUCUUAAGAAUGAUUUCUCUUGAAAUGGCACUGGCUUCUGAGGAAGUUGAACACUUAGCAAUUGAGCUUUAUGGAGAAUUUAACAAGAUUACAGAGGAAUGCGAUCCACUCAUGUUCAACAAUGUAUUUAAAUUAUUGACAAAUAUGCUUCAAAGCUUUGACAAAAGCGUUAUUGAAAAUAAAUCACUUCAAGAAACACUGUCAUUAUUGGAUUUAGAAAAGGAAGACAUUCUUUCAAGUUUAAAUGAAACCAAGAAAAAUUGCAGCAAAAAAAGAUGAAAAAAUUUGGAAAUUACAGGAAGAAGUUGACAUAUUAAGGCUGGACUCUAAAGAGAAAAUUUGGAAGAACGAAAUAGAACGGAUAUCUAAACAAAGAGCAAAUGCAGAAGAACAACUUAUACAAGAAAAGAAGAAACUUGAAAAUAUAUUAGAAGAAAAUAAAUUAAAAGAAAUGAAAUGCCAAAAUCUUGAACACCUUUAUUCAGAAUUAAUGCUAGAUCAUAGGAACCUAAUUGAAGUAACCAAACUACUUGAAGAGGACUUAAAAUCCCUCUCUAAUACCCAUAAAGAAAAUCAUCUGGACGAAUCAGGGAAAACAUUCUGUGAAGUAAUCAGAAAAGGUAAACAUAUUAAUACAAAGUCUUUGAAUGAGUGGCCAACCCUCCCAAAUACUUCUAUCACACUUUCAAACAAAUAUGACAUUUUAUCAGGGCUGAUAACAGAUGAACCUUUGCAAAACCAGACUGAAAUCAACAUACUAAACAGUGACUACAAGAAUGAAAGUAAAUUAAAGCAGAAAAGGCCUAUUAUUAAAUCUAAAACAUACACAAAACAAGAAACAAUUAAAAACAGUUUUAUACCCAAAAAAAUCCAAAUUUUUGCUGACAGUCAUGGUAAAAAUCUGUAUGACGCAGUGCAACCACUAGUACCAGAUUUUGAGGUUUUUGUCAAUGCCUGUCCUGGAGCCCCAAUAACCCACAUACUGCAGAACACUAACGCAAUGUGUACAGACCUCACAGACCAGGACGUGGUUGUAAUAAUCGGAGGGGCUAAUGAUAUGAGCCGUGUUACCUACAGAAACCGUCGAGCUGCACAAGUAAUUCCAGGUCAAAUACAUCGGUUUUGUCAGCAAAAUAACCAUACCAACUUUAUUUUUGUACCAUUGUUUCAAAGACACGACCUGGAGAAAAAACAUUUCAUUAACAAAGAAAUUGCAAUUUUAAACGGUAAACUGGAGGAAAUGGAGAGCUUCAAUGUUAUUGAUGGGACUGAACUGAGAGGACAGCAUUUUACUCGCCAUGGAAUGCAUCUGAACAAGAUGGGAAAAAAAUUGCUUGGCAAGAAGAUAGUUCAGGCUAUUGGUAGAACUUCAGCGCCAUCAAAGUCUGAUCCUGACCUCUGCGGAGAAAUACCUACUCAAGAGCAAACCACCAGCCCAUCUGUGAUAGAGGUCAGCCCAAGGAUAAGCUUGGAGUCAACUCUGGAGGAGCAGUCCAUCUCAGCAGUAUUUCAACAGACAUCACCAGUGAAGCUGACUACUGACCCUACCGUGACUGAGUCCCUACAGACACCACCACCUGGACACUCCACCAGCCCUCACCUGUCGGGAGACAAUGGGACUUGUCUACAGUCUCCAACUCUAGUGAAGCAUAGCUCUUUUUCUAUUUCUUCACCUUUUCAGGGUUUUGAAACGCCCAAAACAGACAAAAGAGUGGUGUCUCAACAAUUAGUGGAUGAAUGUAAAAGAAAUAUUACAGUAGAACCCCAAGGUAGAAACAGUUAUUUUUUAAGAAAAAAAGUACAAAAUGUAAAAAAACCUUAGUUGAAAAUAAUGAAAAAACCCCUUGUCUGUUUCAAAAUUUAACAACCUUUAACAAUGAAUCUAGUUCACUCAUUGAAUCAAACUUGCACAUCGGUCUUAACAUUUUACAAAUUAAUAUCCAAUGUCUCCGUAAUAAAUUAUUAGAAUUAGAACACUUGUCUAAACUUAAGCAUAUAGAUAUUAUAAGCAUUUGUGAGCACUGGUUACUAGAAGAGCAGAUAUCUUUAUUUACACCUCAGGGCUACAAAGCUGCAAGUAUGGUGUGUCGCAAAGCCUCAAAAAAUGGGGGUGCUGGUAUUUUUAUAAGAGAUUCGCUUGAGUAUAGUGAACUAGACCUAAGCAAAUUUAAUCUAGAGCAAAAUUUAGAAAUUUCAGGAAUAAAAUUGGCCAAUUUAGAAGUAGCAAUAGUUUCUCUGUAUAGAUCACCUUGUGGUAAUAUGGACUUAUUUUUUGAUAACUUUGAACAAGCUAUUAAAAAGGUUUUGCAACAUACCUCUAAGUUAGUCAUUGGAGGUGACUUCAAUAUACCAUUCCAUAAAACCACUGACACAGUGACAACCACCUUUGUAAACAUCUUACACUCUCUUAACUUGGUAGCUAUAAAUAAGGCUCCUACAAGAAAUGAUUCGUGUCUCGAUAACAUCCUCGUAAAUUUUUCAAGGGAUUGUUAUGAAUUAAAAGUUUUGAAUGACUGCAUUUCCGAUCAUAAUCCUCUUCUAUUAAAUCUAAAACUUGAUAGAUCAUGUAGACCAAAUGAGACAGUCACAUCCUCAAAAAAAUGUAUGCGUAAGCAAAAUGAGACACAAAUUAAAUUGUUUGCAGAAAGUUUUGAGAGUGAAAGGUGGGAAAUAAUUGAUACCUAUAAAAGAAAAGAGAUUGACAUUGAAACUUUAUUUAACAGUUUUCUAAAAACAUAUAACAAUAUUUGGUAUUUAUCAUCUCCAUUAGUUAAAAUUAGUGUUAAAAGCAAGCAGACAAAGAAACUUUUGUGGUACAAUGAAGAUUUAAAAAGAGGUAGAGAAAUAAUGCUAGGUUAUUUUGAUGUGUUUAAGAAUCUUAGAAAAACUGGGUCUCAGCAUAUGGAAGCCGCAUAUAACCUUUAUAAAUUCUUCAAAAAAGAGUAUAGAAAAAAGCUCAACCUAGCAAAAAGGGCUUGUUUUGAAAAUCAUAUAGAGGGAGCUAGUAAUAAAUGUAAGGCUGCCUGGGAGGUAAUUUCCUCAGAAACACAAAACAACACAGGUGUGACACCAACAACACUUGAUCCACACCUAACUAACCAGUAUUUCAUACAGUCGGUGGCAGACAUUCAAACUAACAUUGAUAACACUGACAUAUUGGCAACCAACCUACUGGCUAACACUUUAACUAACUGUGUACCUCAAUUUACUUGGUCAUUAAUCACCCCAACUGAUGUAACUAAGGUAGCUGCUAAAUUGUCAAACUCUAAAACUUCCGACUUUUAUGGUAUAUCUAAUUAUACUGUCAAGAACACAAUAAAACACAUCAGUUCACCAUUAGCUUUCAUCUUCAAUCAAUGCUUAUUACAUGGAUAUUUUCCUGAUCUUCUAAAAAUUUCCAAGGUAUUGCCAGUCUACAAAAAAGGGGACAGAUCUCUGCCCCAAAGCUAUCGCCCAAUUUCUAUAGUCCCCAUCUUAUCAAAAGUUUUUGAAUCUAUAAUGUAUCAUCAACUUAAUCAACAUUUUGAGUCCAAUAAUAUAAUCAGUAAUAACCAACAUGGCUUUCGUACCAAUAAAUCUACAACUUCUGCCGUUACAGAAAUAGUCGUUAAAGCACUUCAUGCUUUUGAACAAAAGGAGUCAGUUGCUUUAACACUCAUUGAUUUAAGUAAGGCGUUCGAUUGCGUGAAUCAUGGCAUCCUCCUCGACAAACUUAAGAUCUAUGGUAUAUAAGAAAAUUCCAUUAAUAUAUUGCAGUCAUAUCUAUCGAAUAGAGUACAAUAUGUUUCUGUUCAAGCUCAGCAGUCUACCACUCUUUCUGUGGCCACAGGUGUACCACAGGGUUCAGUUUUAGGACCAUUCUUAUUCAUCAUUUUUAUAAAUGAUCUGCCCUCUAAUGUGUUGUCUAACAUUGUUAUUUAUGCUGAUGACACCACUCUUUUUUCAUCUAAUAAGCAGUUGAAUACUCUGAAAGAAAACAUGGAUGCAUCUCACAGCUUGGCUUUAAAUUGGUUCACUUCUAAUAGACUGAUAUGUAAUCAGGAGAAAACGCAAAAUCUACUUCUCAGCUUAUCUGAAAAUUAUGAAGAUCAAUCUGUAAAAUUGUUGGGUUUUCAUCUUGACAGCAAGCUUAAUUGGAAAUCACACAUUGACCAUGUAUGUAGAAAAAUAUCUAGAGUCUUGUAUCUAAUGUGGAAACUGAGGGAUUUUGUUAGCUGUGAAUAUUUGAGAGUGGCAUAUUUUGCCUUUUUUUCAAUCACACAUUUCCUAUGGCAUUGUUUUGUGGGGUCACUCCAAUGCUGUGAAUGAUAUUCUUCUCAUUCAAAAAAAAGUAGUUAGAACCAUCAGUGGAAGCAGCUCUCUAGAACAUUGCAAACCACUUUUUAUCAAUCUCAAAUUCAUGACAGUUAUUAACCUUUACAUUUUUCAUAUACUAGUCUAUACAAAAUUACAUAUUACAGAUUUCAAUACCAGACAAGAUUUUCAUCAACACAAUACCAGGGGUAAAAACAAAUUAGAUCUCCCUCAGCACAGGCUAGUCAAAACCGGCAACUAUUUUAAAUUCAAUUGCAUAACUUUUUAUAAUAAGCUGCCUGCAUCUGCUACAAUGACUCCUUUCAAUAUUUUUAAACUAAAGAUAAGUAACUGGCUCAUAUGCAAUCCAUUCUACUCUUUAAAAGAAUUUUUAGAUUCUGACAUAAAUAUCAUUUUUUGAUUAGUUUGAUUUGUGGAUUUCUGAUUUUUCUAUACUGUAUUAGCUAUAACGUAAUUAACAAACCAUGUGCACACUCUUCAUAGAUUAUAUUAAACCUGUUACUUGGUCAUAAAAUUAGUAUAAUUAUAGUACAAUAUUGUAAUAACUAAUUUUGUUGUUGUAAAUAUCAGUGCUGUAUAUUUUGACGAUGCCUAUUUCAUAUUGUUGUGACCAAUGGCUAAUAAACUUCUUGAUUCUCUUGAUUCUUGAUUCUUGGUCACUGUGUUAAUCUACUAUCUACUCACUAGUGUUUACUUUUAACUCAAAAUAGAACAUCAUAAAAUUGUGGUUUUAUUUUAGCUUUUCGAAUAUAAUGUAAAGGCAACACACACAAAAUUUAUUUUUUGGAGGUUAUACUUCACAAUUUAUUUUGUAAUAACAUUAAUAGAGAUCUUCUUCAUUCUAUAAAUGUUGCAAAUAGAAUAUAGCUUUUUUUAAUAUGUCAAAAGGACUGACAGACACUACCCUGGCACUCUCAACAUGCACUUGUACUACUAUUACUGGUGAUUGUCAAAAGGACUGACAGACACUACCCUGGCACUCUCAACAUGCACUUGUACUACUAUUACUGGUGAUUGUCAAAAGGACUGACAGACACUACCCUGGCACUCUCAACAUGCACUUGUACUACUAUUACUGGUGAUUGUCAAAAGGACUGAUAGACACUACCCUGGCACUCUCAACAUGCACUUGUACUACUAUUACUGGUGAUUGUCAAAAGGACUGACAGACACUACCCUGGCACUCUCAACAUGCACUUGUACUACUAUUACUGGUGAUUGUCAAAAGGACUGACAGACACUACCCUGGCACUCUCAACAUGCACUUGUACUACUAUUACUUGCGAGUGUCAAAAGGACUGACAGACACCACCCUGGCACUCUCAACAUGCACUUGUACUACUAUUACUGGUGAUUGUCAAAAGGACUGACAGACACUACCCUGGCACUCUCAACAUGCACUUGUACUACUAUUACUGGUGAUUGUCAAAAGGACUGACAGACACUACCCUGGCACUCUCAACAUGCACUUGUACUACUAUUACUGGUGAUUUUCAAAAGGACUGACAGACACUACCCUGGCACUCUCAACAUGCACUUGUACUACUAUUACUGGUGAUUGUCAAAAGGACUGACAGACACUACCCUGGCACUCUCAACAUGCACUUGUACUACUAUUACUUGUGAUUGUCAAAAGGACUGACAGACACUACCCUGGCACUCUCAACAUGCACUUGUACUACUAUUACUGGUGAUUGUCAAAAGGACUGACAGACACUACCCUGGCACUCUCAACAUGCACUUGUACUACUAUUACUGGUGAUUGUCAAAAGGACUGACAGACACACCCUGGCACUCUCAACAUGCACUUGUACUACUAUUACUGGUGAUUGUCAAAAGGACUGACAGACACACCCUGGCACUCUCAACACUCUCAUGUACUACUAUUACUGGUGAUUGUCAAAUGACUGACAGACACUACCCUGGCACUCUCAACAAGCACUUGUACUACUAUUACUGGUGAUUGUCAAAUGACUGACAGACACUACCCUGGCACUCUCAACAUGCACUUGUACUACUAUUACUGGUGAUUGUCAAAAGGACUGACAGACACUACCCUGGCACUCUCAACAUGCACUUGUACUACUAUUACUGGUGAUUGUCAAAUGACUGACAGACACUACCCUGGCACUCUCAACAAGCACUUGUACUACUAUUACUGGUGAUUGUCAAAUGACUGACAGACACUACCCUGGCACUCUCAACAUGCACUUGUACUACUAUUACUGGUGAUUGUCAAAAGGACUGACAGACACUACCCUGGCACUCUCAACAUGCACUUGUACUACUAUUACUGGUGAUUGUCAAAAGGACUGACAGACACUACCCUGGCACUCUCAACAUGCACUUGUACUACUAUUACUGGUGAUUGUCAAAUGACUGACAGACACUACCCUGGCACUCUCAACAUGCACUUGUACUACUAUUACUGGUGAUUGUCAAAAGGACUGACAGACACUACCCUGGCACUCUCAACACUCUCAUGUACUACUAUUACUGGUGAUUGUCAAAGGACAGUCAGGAACCACCUUUGUGUUUCUUUUUGUUGUCCUACCCAUUCCUUUACCCUAAAAAAAAACUAGACAUUCUUUACUGUAGUUUUCGAUUAUUCGAAAAAUCAAUUAUCCGAAAACCCUCUUACAACAAUUGUUUUGGAUAAUCGACGCUCUACUGCACUAACUAACAAUACAGUCAGGUUAUAAUGCAAAUUAAAAUUAUCAGGUUACUUUUUAACUAUGCAGAUAAUGUAAGUCCUGACUCACAAUAUUUUAAAGAGCCUGAGAGUCUUUAAAAACGUGUUCUUAAUAUAUUAAAUGUGUUACUCAUAAUUCUACUUUGCAAUUUGUUCAUAGAGAAACUGAAAGAGCUUUGGACUGAAUAUAUUUUAUUCUACAAACAAAUUCUUUACCUAUGGAUAAAAUAAUUUUACUUUUAUGGCCUUUAAAUCAUAGUUUAGAUUGAUUUUAUACAUACAUAUUAUUUUUAUAAAUAAUAAGUCAAAUUAAUAUUGUUAAUAAUAUAGUGUACUUUUUUUAAUCCAUGUAUAUGAUUGAUGGUGUUAACUACACAUUAUAGUGUAUCUAAAGACAAAUAAAGAUAUUCAAUCUAUAA